AUGGGUGUUGGUCAAUCUACAGAGGCGGGCGCCGUAUCCUCGCCAGAACAGCUGAGUUAUCUUCUGGCGGAACGGUUCGCGAUGAAAUGCUUCACCCCCCUCGAACUCACCCACUUCAAAGACAACUUCUUCUCCCGCGCAAACGACCAAGGUGGCCUGAGAUACUGGAAUGAGAAGAUCUUGUCCGACUUCCUCGGCGUACCUGAUGGGGACGACUCACCCGGCUCGUCGGCGCAUACCUCUCCUCUAGAUGCAGGGCCCGUGGUGUUUCGCAUGGUUUCCUACCUGGGCGCGUUCCCGUUCCAGACCACCCUGGCGCCUAGUGUCCUCACCUUCGAAGCGAUGGUCAAAGUGGCGGUUCUUCUGACUGAGCGGUAUGGAAAGGUGCUGCGACGGGGCCGGAGAGAUCGGAUUCGGCUGCUUUUCGGGAGUCUGGCAGACGUGGGUAGAAAAGAAUCCACCAGUCAGGCGGGGGAGAGGAAGACGGAUGAUCAACAACCUGAUACGUUUGAAAGGUCGCAUGCUGCCGGGUUUGCCAUCGAUGGUGCAUUGAACGAUGAAGACCCCGACGGCGAUGAUGAUGAUGAUGACGAUGACCUGGCGCUUGCUGCCCUGGAGUCGCUCGAUGCCAUCGAGGUGUUCAAGCAUGACCACCGCAUCGACAAGACGGUUUACGAAGCGCGCAUUUCUCUCGACACGUUUCGUCGUUUGCUAAUGCUGCUCUUAGUCAUUGCUCCGUUGAAAUCACUGGAUGAUGUCUCCAAGUACACCGUUGAUCUGAGUCCAGAGCACAUGGAAGAGAUCACAGCCGACGCGGAAUGCAUCUUGAGGUCGUUCACAGUUGGAGACGGGAAGACUGGCAUUGGCUAUAAGGCCUUUGCGAACAUCAUCUCUUCUUCCCUGCCCUACCUGUUCAAUCCCUUGACCCCACUCUUUGAGCAUCUGCUCUUCAGUAAAAACUUAGAUCUCUCGCAGCGACGAGGCCGGGUGGAUUCGGCCGUUGCGACCUCCCCAGAACCGGCUGAGAUCAAGGUCGUCGAACCUCCUUCUCCGUCGGUGUUAGCCACCGUCAUGCUCCCUGGUAGCUUUGAAUCUACAAUCCUCAACUCGAGCAUCCUGGCGCAUCUAUCAUUCUUCCUGGACUUCGGCCCAUCAGAGCGGAACUUGUUCCUCGGCGGUGUGCGCUUGCAUCCAGUCUUUUCAACCUCCGCGCAUGGUUCCUCCUUGACCAAUUUCUCGCAUCAUGUCGUCACCUGGAAAGCAGCUACUCUUCUCCUGCUAAGAGGAGUACCUGUUGGAGGAUCCUCGUCCGAAUCAGCUACAGCAGACGACACUAUCACGAUAGGAGCGUACCUCCCUCACGCAUGGGAAACAUCAUCCACACAUACUCCCUCGAAAUCCCUUGACAAAUCAGCCCCAUUGCCCUGUCUUUUCCAACUAUCUCCCACCCACAUCCUUCUCCCAGGCAACCCAUCGCCGUCCUCUUCCUCCUCGAAUCUGCAUAUUUCUACCGCCUAUUUCUCCAACCACACGGGGAUAUCCAUCGGCUGUGCCAUCCCCCCAGCCUCGCGCAGCAAGCAUACCCCCCCCACAGCCCAUGGCGCGGGCAGUCUCCUCAUCGACACGAGCCUCGAGUCCGCCGAGUUCCACGUCGCCCCCGUGGGCCACAACGGUGUCUUCCUCCCCCCCGCCACUGCUUCCCCUACCGUCACCAUGGACAGGCCCACAAAAAUCAAACUAGAUAUCUACGACCUUGAGAUCUGGGGUCUCGUUCCCAGCCCAGAAGCCGCUAAAGCCGCAGAUACACCCCUGAGUGCCAUCGACGCCCAGCGUGCAAAUUGGGAUUUCGAAGCCCGUGAGGCCGAGCGCAGACGGAGCGUCAACCUCAAGCUCGGCGGAGGCGGGGACUCGGCCUUGCAGAAUGCAAGAUGGUUAUUGGAGACAGCGGGGUUGGUGGGUGAUAACGCUGGAGGGAGGAGUGGGGGAAGCACUUGA
Molecule: messenger RNA, 1995 nt
Organism: Penicilliopsis zonata CBS 506.65
Lineage: Eukaryota; Fungi; Ascomycota; Eurotiomycetes; Eurotiales; Aspergillaceae
Exons: 2
Coding region: 1-1995 (664 amino acids)
Source: RefSeq, a predicted model, not a curated record